AUGGAGGUGGGAAAUGAAACCAUGAUUCUAGAAUUUAUUCUUCUUGGCUUUGGAGAUCUCAAAGAAUUACAGAUUCUUCUCUUUGUGCUAUUUCUAUCAAUCUACAUAAUGACUGUUGCUGGGAAUCUUCUCAUCGUAGUGUUAGUAGUGACUGAUCGCCAUCUCCAUACCCCCAUGUAUUUCUUCCUUGGGAAUCUGUCCUCCCUGGAGAUCUGUUACAGUUCUACCAUUAUUCCCAGAAUGUUGGCCAGAUUUGUUACAGGUAACCAGCAGGUGUCUCUGCAUGUUUGCAUUACGCAGUUGUGGUGUUUUUGCUUUUUUGCAGCAACAGAAUGUUACCUUCUAGCAGCAAUGUCUUACGAUCGCUAUUUAGCAAUAUGUAGACCACUGUAUUACUCUACUCAUAUGAAUCCAAAGGUUUCCUUCCAACUUAUUGCUGGCUCUUGGAUGUGUAGUUUUGUGGUAGAAAUGAUAUUGUUUAGUUUUAUACUCCAGUUAAGCUUCUGUGGUUCCAGGGCUAUUGAGCACUUCUUUUGUGAUUUUAUCCCAGUAAUAAACCAGGCCUGCAGUAAUACACAUCUAGUGAAACUUGUAUUAGUUGUUUUGGCAUCCAUCACUACUCUGCCACUUUUCAUUUUAACCACAAUAUCAUAUGGGUAUAUCAUUAUGGUUAUACUUCGAAUCCCAUCCAUCAGAGAGCAGAAAAAGGCCUUCUCAACUUGCUCAUCCCACCUUAUUGUGGUGACAACAUUCUAUGGAACACUAAUCAUUGUAUACAUUCUGCCAGACACUGAUAGACUGAAAAAGUUGAAUAAGGUAUUCUCUGUCUUUUACACUAUCUUGACACCUCUAGUAAAUCCCCUUAUAUAUAGCUUGAGGAAUAAAGAGGUGAAGGAAGCUCUGAGGAGAACAGCUAGGAAAUGUACCCAAUGUAUGCAAAUUUGUCAGAUUCUUGUCUUCAAACUACACAAUGGAACUAAGUUUUCCUGUAAAAACAAGAAAACCUCACUAUGCUGA
Molecule: messenger RNA, 1017 nt
Organism: Anolis sagrei ordinatus
Lineage: Eukaryota; Metazoa; Chordata; Lepidosauria; Squamata; Anolidae
Product: olfactory receptor 6F1-like
Biological process (GO): G protein-coupled receptor signaling pathway
Cellular component (GO): membrane
Molecular function (GO): G protein-coupled receptor activity; olfactory receptor activity; odorant binding
Source: RefSeq, a predicted model, not a curated record